GUCCUUUAAUCCCCCACAUGGCUAUGUUUUCUCUUACAAUUUCAUCCAUAUAUACCCCUUUUAACCCCCCUUCACUCUUUCACACACCAACUCUCUAAAAGCUCUUCACUUUCCUUCUCUCUCUUUUUCCCUUUCAAAUCUCCCCAAAAGAAAAAAAAACAUCAUGGCUAUCGACAAGAAACCAAACAGAUUGCCUCAAACAGCUGUUAUCAAACAAAUCCUCAAGAGAUGUUCAAGUUUGGGUAAGAAACAACAAAGCUACGAUGAUCAACAACAACAAGGAGGGCUGCCAUUGGAUGUCCCAAAAGGUCAUUUCGUUGUGUAUGUUGGUCAAAACAGGAGUAGAUACAUUGUCCCUAUCUCUUUCUUGACCCGACCCGAAUUCCAGAAGUUGCUCCAUCAAGCUGAAGAAGAAUUCGGGUUUGAUCAUGAUAUGGGUCUCACUAUUCCUUGUGAAGAAGUUGUGUUCCAGUCCCUAACAUCCAUGCUCAGAUGAUUUUUAAAUGGUUAGGGUUUUUAAUGAAAAUGAAGAUGAAGCUGCUCCAUUUGCUUCUCUGGUUACCCCUUUUUUUUUUUUUUGGUUGAGUUGUUUUAUGUAACUCUGACCCGAAAACCCAUGAAUGUUAUUUAAAGUAUCUGGGUUUUUGUUUUUAUUUUUUAGAUUUUGUAAAUCUUGAGAAAGAUUGAAAAUUUUCCUCAUUGAGGUGUGGGUUGUAACAUCAACUACUAAUGUACCCUUUGAGAGAACCUAAUAUCAACGAUUUAAAAGAAAUGGGUUAAUAUAUAA
Molecule: messenger RNA, 787 nt
Organism: Gossypium raimondii (Peruvian cotton)
Lineage: Eukaryota; Viridiplantae; Streptophyta; Magnoliopsida; Malvales; Malvaceae
Product: protein SMALL AUXIN UP-REGULATED RNA 51
Exons: 1
Coding region: 164-496 (110 amino acids)
Biological process (GO): response to auxin
Source: RefSeq, a predicted model, not a curated record